Messenger RNA from Sinocyclocheilus rhinocerous, 4997 nucleotides. RefSeq names its product interferon-induced very large GTPase 1-like. Gene Ontology annotation, molecular function: GTP binding. The record is from RefSeq and is a predicted model, not a curated record. Lineage: Eukaryota; Metazoa; Chordata; Actinopteri; Cypriniformes; Cyprinidae. The transcript is spliced from 4 exons. The annotation marks the transcript as partial.
AAUAAUGACCAGCCUUUAGUAGAAGGGAGCAACUCCAAAGCUUAUGAAAAAACGGACAUGAUUGAAACACCUGAACCACAUGACUCUGAUUCAUCAGUCAGCAGCACAGAUCCCAGGUUUUUCAAUCUAACCAUUAUAAUAACUGGAAACUCUUCAUCAGUCCAGUUUGGACAUGAAAACGUUCUACUGGGAGAAAAACAUCCAAAUAAUGAAAAUGCAGAAAUAUACAGGAUUAUUCCUUUACAGAAGAAGAUAUCAGAACAUCACGUCACUGUGAUCAACAUGAUUGACUUACAUGAGACUGAACAAGUGGAUCAUCUAAUCGAUCAACUUAUGCAUGAGAAUGCAAUUCACGUCUUCAUAUUUGUUGUGCGACUGGGUCAGUUAACAGAUGCUGAUAAGAUGGGUCUUGAAUGGCUUCAGAGAGUGUUUGGCGACAAAGUUCUUCAGUUUGUGAUGAUUCUCUUCACCCAUGCGAGAGAGGAAGAGUGUGACACUAUAAUUGAUGAUCUGAAGAAAAACCCUGUUCUGGAGCAGCUGCUGGAGAAAUGUGGAGGAAGAUAUGAGACCUGCAACAAGAUGAUGAACAACCAAUCAGAGAUGAGAGACCUGAUGAAGAAGAUUGAGCGUAUGUUUAAUGAGAAUAAUCAUCGACGCUAUACUGGGGAGAUGUUCAACACUGCAUUAAUAAAGAGAAAAGAGCUGGAAAACAGUGAACAUAAAAAAAUAGAACCUUCAAUCAAUGAAGAAACAAGGAAGUCAGCCACAAAAACAGAGACAAGAGAGCCACAUGGGUGUAAUCUACACGGUGAUGCAGGAAAACAUGAGAAACAGCUGCAGAUCCUCACUGAAAUGAGCUCAGUCAAUGUGGUUGUUCUACCACGACUUCAGAGGAAUGACAAAAGCACAAAAACAAUCCAAAACCUGUUCAAAAAUAGAAAGACACUAAUUUGUAUUUUUACUGAGGAUGAAUCUGUUCUCACUUUGAUACAGAAAGGAAAAUACAAGAUUGGUCUGAAAGACAGAAAUCAGUCAGAAGUAUCAGAAGAACUCAGAAGAGCUAUAAAUGAUUGUCUCUCAGAAUUAUCUUCCACUUUCAGACUUGAAGAUGUGUCCAAACUCCCAGACAUCAGAGUAGAUGAGGAAGAUGAUGGUGACUGCAGGAGAGGAAGAGAAGCAGCACAGCAGAUGAUGAGUUUACUGAAGAAAAAACAUCUGGGAGAAAUCAAAGAAUUAUUUCUGCCUCAUCAGGGGAAAAUGUGGCAUCAGUGGUGUCAGAUGAACAAAGAACUACAUCAACCUCGAGGAGAUGAGACAGAAAUGGAAAUAAGUAAAAAACACACAGAAAUGAAUAAAAUCCGUGAACAGCAGCAUGGAACUCAAAUAAGUCAGUUUAUGAAGCUCUUUAUUAAAGAAAUGAUCUCAAAUGCUGAAUGUGAAAAGUUGUUUUUCCUUAAAUGGCUCAGAAUCCUCCUGGAUGAACACACAUCAGCUGAUCUUUCUGCUUUACAUCACAGGUAUGAUAACACGUGGUCUACAGUCUUAAAACUGAAAGAGAACAAUGAUAAAUCUGAACAAAUCAAGCUUCAAAAACUCAAAGCAGAACAAACUGAACUUGAGAGAAUAUCUGAGGAACUACAAGCCGCAGCCUUUGGUUUGGAGCACAUCAUGAGGGAGAUUGGUCAGAUCUAUGAAUCAUGUUCAUCUGUUAAUGAGAACAAGGAAGACCUGCACUUCUCUUCUCUCCCAAGUUUUGCAGCAGAGAUGAUGAUCUCUGGAUCUCCACUGGAGCUGAUGGAUGGACUGCACUUCUCUUCUCUCCCGAGUCUUGCAGCAGAGAUGAUGAUCUCUGGAUCUCCACUGGAGCUGAUGGAUGGAGAUGCUGCUCAUGUUCCUCUGGUCUGGAUCUCUGCUGUUCUAGAUCAACUUGUCCAGAAACUGGGAGACCAGAGAGUCUUUGUGCUGUCAGUUUUAGGGAUCCAGAGCUCUGGGAAAUCCACCAUGCUGAACGCCAUGUUGGGACUCCAGUUUGCUGUCAGCGCUGGCAGGUGCACCAGAGGAGCUUUCAUGCAGCUGAUCAAGGUGUCAGAUGAGAUGAAAACACAGAUGAACUUUGACUAUAUUCUGGUUGUUGACACUGAAGGUCUCCGAGCUCUAGAACUGGCUGGAAGAUCAACAAGACAGCAUGACAAUGAGCUGGCCACAUUUGUUGUUGGUCUGGGAAAUCUGACCUUGAUAAACAUCUUUGGAGAAAACCCAUCAGAGAUACAGGAGAUUCUUCAGAUUGUUGUUCAGGCCUUCAUGAGGAUGAAGGAGGUCCGACUGAAUCCCAGCUGUGUGUUUGUGCAUCAGAACGUUUCGGACAUCACAGCUGGAGAGAAAAACAUGGAGGGAAGGAGACGACUGCUGGAGAAACUGGAUGAAAUGACAAAACUCGCUGCUAAAGAUGAAGUCUGUGAUGCAGAAUGUUUCAGUGAUGUCAUUGAAUUUGAUGUUCAGAAAGAUGUGAAGUAUUUCUCUCAGCUCUGGGAGGGCAGCCCACCCAUGGCACCACCAAACCCAAACUACUGUGAGAAUAUUCAAGAACUAAAGAAAACUAUAAUGUCUCAUGCCUCAAAAUCACAUAGAACGAUGCUGACAAAUCUAAAAGAUCGUAUUAAAGAUCUCUGGGAGGCUUUACUGAAUGAACGAUUCGUCUUCAGCUUCAGAAAUUCUCUGGAGAUCUCAGCUUACAGGAAACUGGAGACAAAAUACAGCAAGUGGACCUGGAGUCUUCGCAGUGCCAUGAUGGAGACUGAGAACAAACUAUACAACAAAAUAGAAAAUGAAGCGAUUAAUGAGAUUGAUGAAACUGAUCUUCAAAGAGAACUGACGACGACAAGUGAAGAAGUGAAAAAAUCAAUUUCUGAAUUCUUUGAGAAAGAUAAAGAUAAAGAUAUACUGAUUCAAUGGAAAACAUCAUUUGAAAUCAAGAUCAAAGAUGUUCAGGAAAACAUUGUGAGAGAAACAAAGAGGAAAUUAAAUGAGGUUCUUCAGCAGCGAGACUUGAAGAAAAAGAUUGAUGGUCAGAGGACUAACCAUGAAAACGCUCUCUUUGAAAAGAGCAAAGAACUCGCCUUAAAACUCAAAGACAAAACAAAUGAUGAAGAAACACUGAAGAAAGAGUUUGAUUUGUUUUGGGAACAGAGUGUGAAGAAGAUAAUCAGAGACACUCCUGCAAUCAAAGGCAUUGACAUAAUGAGAGAUGUGAAAUUGAUCCUCAGUGACGUCUAUAGAAGUGUUCCUGCUGAUCACUGGGGGGAGAGCAGGGAUAUUUUCACUGUGUCAAGUUAUUCAGAUUAUGUACAGUUAAAGAAAUCCAGUGGAAUUACAGGAGCUUUUACUAAUGUCUACAGAUCAGCUAAAGAGAAGUUUGGUUAUGCUCUAACUAAAGAGGAUGAAGCUCAAAUAAGAUCAUUUGUCACAGAUGUUGUUCUGGGGACAGACAAAAUGAUUCAGUCAUUUAACAUCUCGAAAAUGGGCUACAACAAAAGCUGCAUUCAACAACUCACAGAAUACAUCAAGGCAAGAAUAACACAACAUGAGAAGGGACCAGUGAAAUAUAAGUUCAAGAAUGAAUUCUUCAUGGAUUUGGUUCUUUCCAUCUGUAAGAAAGAAAACAAGAUGAUCACUGACCAACACAGACUGUUCAGGGAAGCCAAUGAUCCUGACAUAUAUGUGAAGACUGCAGGAGAUCUGACGGCUGAAGUGAGAUCAAACUGUGAAUCACUGAAUGGAAACAGAUCAAAUCUGGAGAAACACAUCCUGAAGACACUGGCAGAAGAGGAGGAUUUUGACAAAUACAUGAACUACAUUCACAAUCCCAGAGAUCACUUCAAGAGUUUCAUCAGAGAUGAAGUCAGGUGGUACAUCAGUGAUCUGUUCAGUCUCAGUGUUUUACCCAGGAUGAAGGAGAACAUUGAACUCCUGCAGCAGAAGAUCAUGAAAGCAGCUCAUGAAUCCACUGAACAUGUUCAAGAGAACAGAGGAGAUGCUGGUUUGUGGUUGAAAAGUUUCACGCAGAAGCUCUCAGAAGAGCUGAUCUUCUCUGAAAAACACCUCAGUGGAGUCAAACAUGAUGAUGUGGAUGAUAUCAACCUCCUAGAAGAUGUGAUAAGAGAUAAACUUCCUAAAAUAAUGUCUGACAUCAACAAUAGAUUCAACAGAAGGUCAUUUCCAGUAAAUCUGGACCUCAAAUUUAGACCAGAUGAGCUUCUGAUUGAUCACUUCUGUCAGUGUUGUUGGGUUCAGUGUCCAUUCUGUGGAGUCAUCUGCACAAACACCAUUGAAAACCAUGAUGAAGAUCACAAUGCUCCUUCCCAUCGUAAUAUUGGACUGAAUGGGUGGUUUUACAGAGGAACAACAAACUUGUCUAUUAGCAUCUGCACAUCAGCAGUAGCAAGUGAUAGGUGUUUUUCUCCCAAUGACUCAGAUAAGUCAGUCCGCUGGAGUAAAUACAGAAGCGCAGGUGGAGUUUAUGCAGACUGGUGUAUCAUGCCUGAUCUCUCUAAAGUGACCUACUGGAGUUGGUUUGUGGGCAGAUUCCAGAAAGAUCUGGAAAAGCAUUAUGAAAAAACAUUCCAGGGUAAUGGCGAGAUUCCAGCUCCAUGGAGAGAGCACACAAAACAAGAUGCAGUUCUGAGUUUGGGUUAGUGCUUUAUUAAUAAUAUAAACUAAUGGAAUAGAUAAGGCAUAACCCCCCUUUUAGACUACUUAUUCACAGAACAAUCUAAAAUAAAAGCAUGCCGUUUCAUUCUACAGUACAUUAUAAAAAAGACUCUAAAGCUGCAUCUGAAAUCGGUCACUUGUUCACACAUUUACUAUUUUCAAUAUGAUGAAUGGAACAUAGUGCACUAUAGAAAGGAUUCAGAUAGUGCAAAUAUGCUUUCCAUGUGGGGCAAACUGAAAGAUCUGAGGAUUCAUAAUAGCAACCUGUGUGUGUUGCAGCUUCAAGAGAG